GAGCAGUCCUGUAUUCCACUGGGCAAGAAAAAAACCAGUCAGACGACGGGCGCCGGCACUUUGAACAUUGUGGAAGCGCGUGGGGGUUUGGGUGGCUUUUCACAGCAUAGCGGUGGAGCCGGUGCCGGGUCUCUCGGCCCUGUCCGCCCCGAUGCGCCUGCACAAACUAGCUGGGGAGAAAGACUGGCCGGAGCGGGUCGCGCACCUGUUUCGGACGCCUUCGGAGCGGCUUCGCUGCCAAUGAAAGAGCCGCCCCGAGUGCGCCAAGAAGUGCGCCCACGAGAGGGAGGGGAGGAAGCGCGGAAGGCAAUGCAGCACCAGGCGGGCGCCUUUCCCUCCGGCCGUAGGCGCGCGCGCCGCCGGGCCCCGUUCAUUACCGGCCGCGGGCCCUUCGUGAUCAUGGUCAGC
Messenger RNA from Amoebophrya sp. A120, 408 nucleotides. The record is from the annotation of a GenBank genome assembly. NCBI's taxonomy places the organism in Eukaryota, Dinophyceae, Syndiniales, Amoebophryaceae.